AUGAAUACGCUAUGCUGCUCGUCGACCAAACCGUAUCAAGACCGUCCAAAUGCGAGCGAACAUGACCCCAAGUUUUCUGCUUUCCUGAGCGCGCUCCCCUCGAUAUCCGACGACGAUCUUUCGAAUGUGAACCCUCCAAGCAAGCGAUUUAAGUACACUAUACAGCUACACAAGAGCGAGAUGGUAGGCGAUUCAGAGGUAAAACGAGAUCGCUAUUUCGCAUGCUUGGACACUCGAGCACCCAUAUCUUCCCCAACGACGUCUCAUCAGCCCAAUCCACCGAGCAAACAAGAGAAAGUCGAGCCUUAUCGUCCUCGUAUUCCAAGACUGUCGAUGGACAACGACAAAAUCAUGCAAGCAGAGCCUAUGAAGAAGCAGUGGGGGUCGGGCUGGAGCCAACAGCGCUCCUGGUCAAACGGCGGGAACGGAGGCGGGGGGUACCACGGUAGUAGUAGCAACGCAGCGCACAAUAGCAACACCAUGCCUCCUCUCCGACGCCAAAACUCACCCGCGACAUGGGCCAAACGCGACGCGGCAGAUGCGAGCGAGAGUUGGCGGAGCAACAACAAGCGUUCAGGCAGUCAAGCCAGCACGAGUCCUCGUAGCCCUACGUUUCCAACCUCCCCUUCGGCAAAAGGCGCCUUUGUCCUCCAAAGGCUCAUAAUGGCCAUUUGUCGGUCCCAGAGAAGGAAUCAUGGAGGUGGCGGUCCCAAGUCUCCUGCCCUGAGCAGUGCAGCGUCCGUGUCGGAGAGAGACACAUCGAGUGCUUGGGAAACAAACUCGAAUGCCACAAACUCGACGUGGGCUAAUCGGUUUGCUAUGCUGGGAAGGGGAGGUGAAGAUGAGGACGACGAGGAUACCAAAACAAUCAGUGACACGAGUGAUGGAAUCGAUAGCGCAGUCGCGAAGAAAAUGGUCGACCUUGUCGUUCCGGACGAUGAUGAAGACGACUACGCAAUCUCUCGCCCCGAGUCUGCCGUCAGUUGGAGUAAAGGAGACGACAUGCAUUUUGUGGAGAUUCAAGAAAAGGUGUUCAAGGAUGCCAAAAUGACCCGCCAGCCAACGUUCAAAAUGUUCCGCUGCUCCGUCCACAACGUAGCCUUCAAGAUUCACCUUUACCUCCCAAGGCAAGGAUAG
Serendipita indica DSM 11827 is the source of this 1137-nucleotide messenger RNA. The record is from the annotation of a GenBank genome assembly. NCBI's taxonomy places the organism in Eukaryota, Fungi, Basidiomycota, Agaricomycetes, Sebacinales, Serendipitaceae.